Messenger RNA from Hyposmocoma kahamanoa, 1734 nucleotides. RefSeq lists its product as uncharacterized. The transcript has 6 exons. The coding region runs from base 254 to 1462 and encodes 402 amino acids. The record is from RefSeq and is a predicted model, not a curated record. Lineage: Eukaryota; Metazoa; Arthropoda; Insecta; Lepidoptera; Cosmopterigidae.
CUUGUCUGUAUGCGCAUUAUUAUAGUGCCUCUGCCUUUUCCAAUGGAAAAAACAGUACCAAAAACAGAGUACACGGAAUGCGUGAGUGAAUAAGAGCUAUAGAAAUCUGCAAUGUUUUUGUGUUGUCUACUACUUUGUCCUAAACCAAAAUUUAAUUCAUAAGCGUUUUGUAAUUUGCCAAACAAAUCUUACAUUUUUCAGUCUUAUUGUGAAGUCUCAUUUAGUUGAUUUUAGGUCGAAUAGACUAACAAAAAUGUCUAUAUCAGACAUAAAACAUGCCUUAAGAAAGUAUGAAUUUCCAGCUAGUGCAAAAGAAGCACUUAUAAAAAUUGAGCAAUUAUUAGUAGGACGCUCAGCUCCCACGAACAAACAGAUGGAUAUAGCAAUGGAAAUUAUGACAGAAUUUGUAUUUUGCGAGAGUGAUCGUCGGGGCGGGAGACGCAGCGGAGGCCUCAAUCCUCUUCAGGAAUUACAGCUCAUAGAUGUAAUCUGCGAGUAUUUGUCGUCGUGUAGCAGCGAGACCACGAAAAAUACGAUAUUCUUGUCGUUGUUCGGUGGUAUGGAAGGUCAGCGGAGAUUGAAAAUAUUAAGCAUUCUCGCUAGUAUGGCUGUUUCAGCGUCUAGUACACCUGUCCUUCUAGCUGUAGGUGUAUGGUUGCAACAGAUGGGCUGUUCUUCUCUUCAAUCUCUCCAGCUUGCAGAAAACAUAAUAAGAGAUCAUUUUCAUCUAAACACAUCCAACCAGCUGGCCCUAAAGUCGCUUGCAAACACUGCACCACAAUUUGUUGCUAACUUUAUUACUGCAGUCACCGAGCUUUAUAUGAAAGACGUCCAGGGAAUAAAAAAGUUACCACCCAAAAAUUUGUUAGAAGUCAUUACAUCUUGGGUGUUCUCAAAUCCAUCUCUCUGCAUGUCAGCCCAGCUAAAUCCAGCAGCUUUGCCAGUGGGAGCUAUCCCAAUGGCGGCCGUUACACCUUUAUCUGGACUCAUACACUGGUGUGCAUUGGCUCCUUUAUAUGUUGAUGAUGAUUCAGAAAUGGUAGAAAUACCAAUACCAGCAAAGAAAAUCAAAAUAGAAGGCAUCAAAGACCACAUAAAGCCUGUUACAAAUAAACAUUACACAGAGUCCGAGCUCUAUAUCAAGCUGCAACUUGGAGUGCUCCAGAGCUUACGGGCUGGAAGACGAACACAUGGGCCCCCCACAGCGGUGAACGCACAGCAGUUGUCUGCACUGAUACCAAUAGUACUAAUAUAUGCUCAACAGAUAGUACAGAAUGGAGGCAAUGUAAUUACUGAUAGCAAAUUACAGGACUGCCUUGAUCGAAUGGGCCAAUCAAUACAAGUAGCCCUCGCCAACGGUUGUGUGUAUGGCAAUGUUAGCAACUUGCUGUCUCUACUGACAAACCUGCCUGAAAAUCGACUGAUUAGGAUCAUUAUGAAUACGCACCAGGCGACUAUUUGACAAUAUAUGUAAUUUUAUUUAUUAAGUUAUAUGUAUAUGAACUCCAUUUUAAAAAGACUACUAAGGAAAUCAUAGUUUUUGUUAUAAAGACUCGUUAUUUAAUGAACCUGCUAUUAUAAAUUGAGUUAAUGAUGCAAGUACAAAAUAUGUACACAUUGUAAGUGUUUAGAUAGCAUUCCACACCUAUAAUGUAUCUGAAAGAUUUUCAUGUUUAAGGAAUUUUCAUAUUGUUAACCUAAAUAAGAGAGAUGAAUAUUGAAAUAAAAACCUGU